Molecule: messenger RNA, 1233 nt
Organism: Annulohypoxylon maeteangense
Lineage: Eukaryota; Fungi; Ascomycota; Sordariomycetes; Xylariales; Hypoxylaceae
Exons: 4
Coding region: 1-1233 (410 amino acids)
Source: RefSeq, a predicted model, not a curated record
AUGGCAGACCUUCCUUCUCUCCCCCACGACCUCCAACAAGCCGCUCUUAACGGGCCUGCUCUUCCAGCUCCUCAGGGUAUCACUCCAGAUUUCGACAAUCCACCUAAUAAUAAUGGUCUGGCUUAUGGUGUCGUCGCCGCGUGCGUUUCUGUUGCAACCAUAUGUCUCAUCAUUCGUGGCUAUGCGAGGCUGGUUCUCUUUAAACAAAUGAAGCCCGAAGACUUUAUACGACUCCCGAGACUCUUCGGUGGUAUUGACUUCCUUCAGGGAACAUAUCUGUGUUGGACCGUUUUCGCAUUACUGCUAUCUAAAACUCCUGGCUACUUCGUCCAUCAGUGGGACCUUCACCUUAGGGACAUGAUUGAUACCGUAUUUUACAUCCACUACGCUGGCGUUUUUUAUUCAAUCACCCUUCCGCUUCUGAAAAUAGCAAUCUUGACGGAAUGGACUCGAAUGCUUGUUCCUAGAGGCACUCGCAAUACGUUUCUGUAUUUCUGUUACGGUGUAAUAGCUUCGCAAGCUAUGGCUCUGGUUGCCAUAGUAUUUGCCCUCUGCUUCGUCUGCAUUCCAUAUCAAAAAAUAUGGGAUCUUACACUUCCUGGGCAUUGUAUCAACAAACUCCAUGUCGAUAUCGGAGCCGCUACUGUUCAUCUCACCACAGACCUUGUCAUAUUGUGUCUGCCGCAGAAGGUCAUCUGGGGGUUACAGUUAUCGCUUAGGAAGAAGCUAGGUGUCUCCAUAUUCUUUUCUCUUGGUAUCUUAGCUUGUAUCUCGGCUGCUUUUAGAUUGGGUGUAACAGUAACAUACGCAACCGAGACGGAUACCACAUUCACCUUUGGCCCUGUAAUCUUUUGGGCUUUCGCCGAGAUGACUUGUGGGUUUAUAAUCGCAUGCUUGCCGUCCACCCCGAAGAUUCUCAAGGAUCAUGGUGUCCUCCACAAGUUGAAGAGAAUGGCGAAGUCUGUCGUGGGUUUGAAGAACAGCACUCUGAGAAGCACGAAGCCCACUACAGGCACGGGAACCAAUCCACACAGUAGCACGUAUCGGAAGAUCGAUGAAUAUGGUGUGCAGAUGAAUGACCUUAAGAAUUCGGAAUCUACAGAGCAACUUCGAGAUAACGCAAGCAAAUUCGAUCAAGGUAUCGUUCGAACUACCCGCGUGACCAUCAAGCAGGAAUAUGUGGGUGACGCUGGGAAGAACGCAGUGGAUCACAAUGCCGCCUGGCGUAACUAA